CGUUCUGGCAUCUGUUCUAAUAAGGUGAACGCUGUCGAUUGUGCUUGCCGAACCCAUUGCCUGAACUCUGCUUCUGAGCGAUUGUUGACAUAGUGUCAGAGCUUGUCGGGAUAAUUGCUCUCUCUCGGAAUCACAGCAUCAGGAUAAUCGAGGAAAAUGGUUCUGAUUCAUGGCAUAUCUGUGAUUAUAAUAUUGUUAUAUAUACUCUGUCUUAUCACUAGGUAUUGUAAUACUACGCCUAGAAAGAUGAUAAUAGAUACAGAUGCUGGAGGAGAUGAUGCUCUAGCAAUAAUGUUGGCUCUCAUGUAUGAGACCAAGACACACGACAUCGAAAUUCUAGCUAUAACUGCUACAUAUGGUAACACAUACUUGAAGAACGUGGAACAGAAUGUAUUAAAAACUUUAACAAUUGCUAAUAGAAGCGACAUACCCGUGUAUAGUGGUGCCCAAAAACCAUUGAUAAAUAUAUAUGAAAAUACUAAUUACUUUGGCAAAGAUGGAUUUGGAGAUUUUAAUUUUACUAAAACUAUAACAGCAAAAGUGGACAAAUCAAAACACGCUUCUGUAUUACUUGUAGAAUUAGUGAAACAAUAUCCAGGUAUAUGUGAAAUAACUAUAGUUACUCUUGGAUCUCUGACAACAAUUGCUACAGCAAUCGCAUUAGAACCUAAUUUUCUGCAUUUAGUAAAGCGACAUAUUAUAAUGGGAUCGAACAUUGACAGUAAUAUAAUUGAAUUUAAUUUUAAACAAGAUCCGGAAAGCGAUUGGAUUGUAUUGAAUAACACCAAUAAACCUAGUAUUAUAUUGCCAUCAAACACAGUAUAUGCUAAUUCUAUUUCAAAAGAAGAAUAUAGAAACAUUUAUAAUAAUCUGGAUAUUUCUAUUGCAAACUUUUUGUAUCAAGCUGAAAGAAUCGGUUUGGAAAAAACCGAGAUGUGGGAACCAGCAGACGGAAUCGCUAUGGCAAGUGCGCUACAACCGGAAAUGAUAACGGAACGUUGUAAAACUAAUUUAAGACCGGUAAUCGCCGGUGAUGCAAGAGGUUCAGUUGUGAAAGAUAUAGAUACGAAUAAUCAAGUCUGCAAUGCAGAAAUUAUACAAAACGUUAAUAUAACUAUAUUUAAAAAUCUUCUAUUAGAAUAUCUUUCUUAACAGUAUUGAUCUAAAUUGUGGAAUUAUUAUUAUGCUAAAUUCAUUUUUAAUUUUGUAUUAUAUACAAAUGUUCAUAUAUUAUUAUAU
Formica exsecta is the source of this 1239-nucleotide messenger RNA. RefSeq names its product inosine-uridine preferring nucleoside hydrolase-like. The coding region runs from base 157 to 1152 and encodes 331 amino acids. Gene Ontology annotation, molecular function: hydrolase activity, hydrolyzing N-glycosyl compounds. The record is from RefSeq and is a predicted model, not a curated record. NCBI's taxonomy places the organism in Eukaryota, Metazoa, Arthropoda, Insecta, Hymenoptera, Formicidae. The transcript is spliced from 6 exons.